This is a messenger RNA of Aspergillus clavatus NRRL 1, 1008 nucleotides long. RefSeq names its product aldo/keto reductase family protein. Lineage: Eukaryota; Fungi; Ascomycota; Eurotiomycetes; Eurotiales; Aspergillaceae. Bases 1 to 1008 code for a protein of 335 amino acids. The transcript is spliced from 2 exons. The record is from RefSeq and is a predicted model, not a curated record.
AUGGCAGACAACAAAACCCUCAAAAUCGUCUUCGGCGCCAUGACCUUUGGCAAGCUAGAAACACUCGGCGCACGGGUCCACGACCUCCCCACCGCCGCCGACAUCCUCGACACCUUCCAACGCCACAACCACCACGAAAUCGACACAGCCCGCCUGUACGGCAACGGCUCCUCCGAAGAGAUGCUCGCAUCCCUCAACUGGCAGGCCCGCGGGCUCACCACGGCCACCAAGAUCUACCCGAACGCCGGCGGCAUCGCCGCCUCCGAGGACAGCUACACGCACCAACCCGCCGACCUCCGCCGCGGCCUGACCAACAGCCUGCGCGCCCUGAACACCGCCUCCGUCGACCUCUUCUACCUGCACGGGCCGGACCGCAACACGCCCUUCGAGGACACCCUCCGCGAAGUCAACGCGCUGCACGCCGAGGGCCGGUUCGCGCGCUUCGGGCUCAGCAACUUCAUGGCCUGGGAGGUCGCGCAGAUCUGCGAGAUCUGUCGCCGGCACGGCUGGAUCGCGCCAACGGUCUACCAGGGCGUGUACCAUGUGCUGCAGCGCAGCGUGGAGGCGGAGCUGCUGUCGUGUCUGCGAGCGUAUGGCAUCGCGCUGUAUGCGUUCCAGCCGCUGGCGGGGGGCCUGCUGACGGGGCGGUACGUGCGCGGCCAGACCGAGUUUGAGGCCGGGUCGCGCUUUGACGGUGGGACGGUGCAGGGGAGGGUGCACCGUGGGCGCUACUGGAACGAGAAGUACUUCGAUGCGUUGGAGAUGAUCCAUGAGGUGGCGGGGAAGUUUGGGCUGGGGGACGGCGAGGUGGCGCUGCGCUGGUUGAAGUAUCACUCGAAGCUGAGAGAGGAGCGUGGGGAUGCGAUUGUCGUCGGAGCGAGUAGUGUGAAGCACUUGGAGGACAACCUGGCGGAUCUGGAGAAGGGGCCGUUACCGGAGGAGGUGGUGGAGGUGCUGGACGAGGCAUGGGGGUGUGUCAGGGGAGUUGUGCCGAACUAUUGGCAUUAA